Messenger RNA from Miniopterus natalensis, 4160 nucleotides. NCBI's taxonomy places the organism in Eukaryota, Metazoa, Chordata, Mammalia, Chiroptera, Miniopteridae. The record is from RefSeq and is a predicted model, not a curated record.
UCGGAAGUCAGGCGGGACCUACAGCUUCCCGCCCGUCGCUGGCCCUGAGGCUUUUUCGCCUUUUCAAACCCUGCCUCUUCCUCACGGCCCAGGCUAGGGCAGGGCAGCGCGCCCCCGGGGAGGGGCGGAGCUGUAGAUAUGGUGUAAGAUAUUUCUUCAAGACUGGACAGCCGAGGACCUGUUAUUUCUGAUUAGCCUUAAGCAAACUUACAGCCAUAGAGAAACCUCACGGAGUUCCAUAUUUUGCUUUCUGCUUUAUACCUUUCCUGGUACAUAAGUUCAUCUUGCAGCCAUGUAUGGAAGUGCUCGCUCAGUUGGGAAGGCGGAACCGAGCAACCAGAGCCCUGGGCGUUCUCCUAGGCUUCCACGUUCCCCUCGCUUGGGUCAUCGUCGAACCAAUAGUACAGGAGGGAGUUCUGGAAGCAGUGUUGGAGGCGGCAGUGGGAAAACCCUUUCAAUGGAGAAUAUCCAGUCCUUAAAUGCUGCCUAUGCCACAUCUGGCCCUAUGUACCUAAGUGACCAUGAAAAUGUGGGUUCAGAAACACCUAAAAGCACCAUGACACUUGGCCGUUCUGGGGGUCGUCUGCCUUAUGGUGUGAGGAUGACUGCUAUGGGCAGUAGUCCCAAUAUAGCUAGCGGUGGGGUUGCUAGUGACACCAUAGCAUUUGGAGAGCAUCACCUCCCUCCUGUGAGUAUGGCAUCUACUGUUCCUCACUCUCUUCGUCAGGCAAGAGAUAACACAAUCAUGGAUCUUCAGACACAGUUGAAGGAAGUAUUAAGGGAAAACGAUCUAUUGCGAAAGGAUGUGGAAGUAAAGGAGAGCAAAUUAAGUUCUUCAAUGAAUAGUAUCAAGACCUUCUGGAGCCCAGAGCUGAAGAAAGAGCGAGCCCUCAGAAAAGAUGAAGCUUCCAAAAUCACUGUUUGGAAGGAACAGUAUAGAGUUGUGCAGGAGGAAAACCAGCACAUGCAAAUGACAAUUCAGGCUCUCCAGGAUGAAUUACGGAUCCAAAGGGACCUGAACCAGCUGUUUCAGCAAGAUAGUAGCAGUAGGACUGGUGAACCUUGUGUGGCAGAGCUGACGGAGGAGAAUUUCCAGAGACUACAUGCUGAACAUGAAAGACAGGCCAAAGAGCUGUUUCUCCUUCGGAAGACUCUGGAGGAAAUGGAACUGCGUAUUGAGACUCAGAAGCAAACCCUGAAUGCUCGGGAUGAAUCCAUCAAGAAGCUUCUGGAGAUGUUGCAAAGCAAAGGACUUUCUGCUAAGGCUACUGAAGAAGAUCAUGAGAGAACAAGACGACUGGCAGAGGCAGAGAUGCACGUCCACCACCUAGAAAGCCUUUUGGAGCAGAAGGAAAAAGAAAACAAUAUGUUGAGAGAGGAGAUGCAUCGGAGAUUUGAGAACGCCCCCGAUUCUGCCAAGACAAAAGCUCUGCAAACUGUUAUUGAAAUGAAGGAUUCAAAAAUUUCCUCUAUGGAGCGUGGUCUCCGAGACUUGGAAGAGGAAAUUCAGAUGCUGAAAUCGAAUGGGGCUUUGAGUACUGAAGAACGGGAGGAAGAAAUGAAGCAAAUGGAGGUCUAUCGGAGUCAUUCGAAAUUCAUGAAAAAUAAGGUAGAGCAACUGAAGGAGGAACUAAGUUCGAAAGAGGCUCAAGGGGAGGAGCUGAAAAAGAGAGCGGCUGGUCUUCAGGCUGAGAUUGGUCAGGUGAAACAGGAGCUCUCCAGAAAGGACACAGAACUACUAGCUCUACAGACAAAGCUAGAAACACUUACGAACCAGUUCUCGGACAGUAAGCAACACAUUGAAGUGCUGAAGGAGUCCUUGACUGCUAAGGAACAAAGAGCUGCCAUCCUGCAGACAGAGGUUGAUGCUCUCCGAUUGCGUUUGGAAGAGAAGGAAACUAUGCUGAAUAAGAAGACAAAACAAAUUCAGGACAUGGCCGAGGAGAAGGGAACACAGGCUGGGGAGAUACACGACCUCAAGGACAUGCUGGAUGUGAAGGAGCGGAAGGUGAAUGUUCUUCAGAAGAAGAUUGAAAAUCUUCAAGAGCAACUUAGAGAUAAGGAAAAGCAGAUGAGCAGCUUGAAAGAACGAGUCAGAUCCUUGCAGGCUGAUACCACCAACACCGACACUGCCUUGACAACUUUGGAGGAGGCCCUGGCAGAGAAGGAGCGGACCAUCGAACGCUUAAAGGAGCAGCGGGACAGAGAUGAGCGAGAGAAGCAAGAGGAAAUUGAUAACUACAAGAAAGAUCUUAAAGACUUGAAAGAAAAAGUCAGCCUACUGCAAAGCGACCUCUCAGAGAAAGAGGCUUCACUCUUGGAUCUGAAAGAGCAUGCUUCUUCCCUGGCUUCCUCAGGACUGAAGAAGGACUCACGGCUGAAGACACUAGAGAUUGCUUUGGAGCAGAAGAAGGAGGAAUGUCUGAAAAUGGAAUCACAGUUGAAAAAGGCACAUGAGGCAGCAUUGGAGGCCAGAGCUAGCCCAGAGAUGAGUGACCGCAUACAGCAAUUGGAGAGAGAGAUUGCCAGGUACAAAGAUGAAUCUAGCAAGGCCCAGGCAGAAGUUGACCGCCUCUUGGAAAUCUUGAAGGAGGUGGAAAAUGAGAAGAAUGACAAAGAUAAGAAGAUCGCUGAGUUGGAAAGUCUCACCUCAAGGCAAGUGAAAGACCAGAAUAAGAAGGUAGCAAAUCUGAAGCACAAGGAACAAGUAGAAAAGAAGAAGAGUGCGCAGAUGCUAGAGGAGGCUCGGCGCAGGGAGGACAGUCUCAAUGACAGCUCGGCACAGCUCCAGGACAAUCUCCGUAAGAAGGAUGACAGAAUUGAAGAGCUGGAAGAAGCACUAAGAGAGAGUGUACAGAUAACUGCAGAGCGAGAAAUGGUGCUAGCACAAGAGGAAUCAGCCAGGACCAAUGCUGAAAAACAGGUGGAGGAGUUGCUGAUGGCCAUGGAGAAGGUGAAGCAGGAACUCGAGUCCAUGAAAGCAAAGCUGUCCUCGACUCAACAGUCUCUGGCAGAAAAGGAAACUCACUUGACCAACCUUCGGGCAGAGAGAAGGAAACACUUGGAGGAAGUUCUGGAGAUGAAGCAAGAAGCUCUUCUGGCUGCCAUUAGUGAAAAAGAUGCCAAUAUAGCUCUUUUGGAGCUUUCUUCCUCUAAGAAAAAGACCCAAGAGGAAGUGGCUGCACUAAAGCGGGAGAAGGAUCGCCUGGUGCAGCAGCUCAAGCAGCAGACACAAAAUCGAAUGAAGCUAAUGGCCGACAACUAUGAGGACGACCACUUCAAAUGUUCUCAUUCCAAUCAAAGCAAUCAUAAACCCUCCCCAGACCAGAUCAUCCAGUCCCUCUUAGAACUUGACCAAAAUAGAAGCAAACUAAAAUUGUAUAUUGGACACCUGACAGCCCUCUGCCAUGACCGAGACCCCCUGAUCCUUCGUGGGCUCACUCCACCAGCUUCCUAUAACUUGGAUGAUGACCAGGCAACUUGGGAGAAUGAGCUGCAGAAGAUGACCCAGGAACAGCUUCAGAAUGAAUUAGAAAAAGGUGAGCGGGACAAUGCAGAACUGCAGGAGUUUGCCAAUGCCAUCCUCCAGAAGAUAGCAGACCAUUGCCCCGACAUCCUGGAGCAGGUGGUCAACGCAUUGGAAGAAUCAUCCUGACCCUGCUUCAUCGGGAGUGGCCAGCCCAGCAGCCCAAUACAGUGAACCUAGGAGCCAAGAAAAGCAAACUACGAGGACAGGCACACAGAAGCUUCUUGGCACUGUGCAAACACUACAGACUCCACCCUACCUUCAAGUGUGAUUCCAGCGCCAUUUCUACAUCUGUCAUCUGACUCUGCCUUUCUACUUUGGAUGUUGUUUCUAUACUUAUUUUGUGAUGUCCAGGGUGGGUAAGUGGCCAAGUCCCCACGAAGAACCACCAUCUAGUCAUCAGCAGUGGAGAACUCUGGAAGCCAGUGGCUCUGCCCUCACAGAGGAGCAUGGAGUGGGGAGCCUCAUACCUCCUGUUUUUGACGUGAGAACUAAAUCUGGAAUCUACUUGGAGUUCAACACACUGAGAGAAUGCUUCCCAUGGACAAGAGAGCUGAGUGUCCUAAUAUCACAACAGGUGCUUUCUCCUACAAGGAUUAAAAAAAAAAAUCUCAAAAAGAUACUAUUAGAAAAA